AAAUAAAGUUAGUUUACCGAUCACAACAUAACUAGACUGUUUGUUUACGAGUCUCCUCGAGCCAUUAAAGAGUGUUUCUGUGUUUGUUUAUUUACAAAUAAAGACAAAAUGUUAAUCCUAGCACUUGUGAUUUUAACAAUAAUUGUGGCUUGUUAUUGGUAUUUAGUGGCACCGUUAAGUCAUUGGGAAAAACGUGGUAUACCUUAUGUAAAAGGGUAUCCAAUUGUGGGCAAUUUUUUUUGGCAUGCAAUUAAAAAAUCAUCUAUGGGGGACGAGUUGAUUAAACUUUACAAUGCGUACCCAGAAAAAAAAUGUUACGGAAUGUUUUUAUUUGGAAGGCCAGCAAUAUUUGUUCGUGAUUUGGACAUAACUAAGAAUGUUUUAAUUAAAAAUUUUGAAAAUUUUGUUGAUCAUUCCGAUUCGAUAUUCUUGGAAGGUGUUAAUCCGAUAUUAGAUCGAAAUCUAUUCGCUUUAAGAGGGAAUGAUUGGCGAGACAUGAGAGCAACUUUAAGUCCUGCAUUUACUGGUAGCAAAAUGCGAGGAAUGUUUCAAUUAAUGGCUGAUGCUGGAGAAAAUUUUGUUAAUUACUUUGUAAAUGAAGCUAAAAAAAAUGGUGGUAAACCAUUAAAUGUGGAAUUAAAAGAAAGCUUUACCCGACUUACAAAUGACGUCAUUGCAACAACUGCUUUUGGAAUUAAGAUUGAUUCUUUACGUGACCCAAAUAAUGAAUUUUAUCGAAUGGGAAGCAAAGCCUCAACUUUUUCAACAUGGCGGUGGCUUUUAAGUAAUUUCCUCCCUCACGUAGCUAGAUUUUUCCGUAUUAGUUUGUUUCCCAAAGAAGCAGUCGAUUAUCUAAGAAAAAUCGCACUUGAAACCAUUAGUAUUCGAGAACGUGAUAAUAUUUACCGUCCAGAUAUGUUGCAACUGUUGAUUGAAGCUAAAAAUGGUUCGUUAAAACAGACUGAUACAAACGAAGAAAUUAAUAAAGCAUUUGCUGCUGUGGAAGAAUCCAAAAUAGUUCAAACAAAUAAAAAAAUUCAUUUGGGUGAAGAUGAUUUGGCGGCACAAGCGUUUGUGUUCUUUUUAGGUGGAUUUGACACUGUAUCGUCUGCAUUGUGUUUUGCUGUUUAUGAGCUGGCCCUCAAUCCAGACAUACAAGAACGCCUUUACAAAGAAAACGAAAAAAUUUUAAAUGAAAAUAAUGGAAAACUUACUUACGAUGUUUUAAAUAAAAUGAAAUAUUUAGAUAUGGUUAUGUCCGAAGCUUUACGAAAAUGGCCACAAGCAGCUUUUUUGGAUCGAUUGUGUGUCAAACCAUAUACGGUUGAAGUGGAGGACGGUAAAGAAAUUACCUUAGAUAAAGGAACAGUUUUAUAUUUCCCAGCAUGGGCUUUUCAUCGUAAUCCUGAAUACUACCCCAACCCAGAAAAAUUUGACCCAGAACGUUUUAGUGAUGAAAAUAAAGAUAAAAUUAAUCCAACAACAUAUUUACCUUUUGGAGCUGGUCCAAGAAAUUGCAUUGGGUCAAGGUUUGCUUUGAUGGAAGCUAAAAUGGCAAUAUUUUACAUGGUCAAAUAUUUUGAACUUAUUCCAAAUGAAAAAUCAAUGAUUCCACCAAAAGUCACAACGAAAAGUGUGAAUACAACUUUAGAAAAAGGUUUCCAUGAUCAAACAAAUGUCAUUAAAGAGUGUUUCUGUGUUUGUUUAUUUACAAAUAAAGACAAAAUGUUAAUCCUAGCACUAGUGAUUUUAACAAUUAUUGUGGCUUGUUAUUGGUAUUUAGUGGCACCGUUAAGUCAUUGGGAAAAACGUGGUAUACCUUACGUAAAAGGGUAUCCAAUUGUGGGCAAUUUUUUUUGGAAUGCAAUUAAAAAAAGUUCUUUAGGGGACGAGUUGAUUAAACUUUACAAUGCGUACCCAGAAAAAAAAUGUUUCGGAAUGUUUUUAUUUGGAAGGCCUGCAAUAUUUGUUCGUGAUUUAGAUAUUAUGAAGAAUGUUUUUAUUAAAAAUUUUGAAAAUUUUGUUGAUCAUUCUGAUUCGAUAAUUUUGGAAGGUGUUAAUCCUGUUGUAGAUCGAAAUCUAUUCGCUUUAAAAGGAAAUGAUUGGCGAGACAUGAGAGCAACUUUAAGUCCUGCAUUCACUGGCAGCAAAAUGCGUGGAAUGUUUCAAUUAAUCAUUGACGCUGGAGAAACUUUUGUUAAUUACUUUACAAAUGAAGCUAAAAAAAAUGGCGGUAAACCAUUAAAUGUGGAAUUAAAAGAAAUCAUGACCCGACUUACAAAUGACGUUAUUGGAACAACUGCUUUUGGAAUUAAGAUUGAUUCUUUACGUGAUCCAAAUAAUGAAUUUUAUCGAAUGGGUGGAAAAGUCGCAACUUUUGAAACAUGGCGAUGGCUUUUAUGUAAUUUUCUCCCUCACGUAGCUAGAUUUUUCCGUAUUGGUUUGAUUCCUAAUGAACCUGUCGAUUAUCUACGAAAAAUCGCACUUGAAACCAUUAAGAUUCGAGAACGUGAUAAUAUUUACCGUCCAGAUAUGUUACAACUGUUGAUUGAAGCUAAAAAUGGUUCGUUAAAACAGACUGAUACAAAUGAAGAAAACAAUAAAGCCUUUGCUGCUGUGGAAGAAUCAAAAUUAAUUCAAACAAAUAAAAAAAUUCAUUUGAGUGAAGAUGACUUGGCGGCACAAGCGUUUGUGUUCUUUAUCGCUGGUUUUGACACUGUAUCGUCUGCAUUGUGUUUUGCUCUUUAUGAACUCGCUCUCAAUCCUGAGAUACAAGAACGCCUUUACAAAGAAAACGAAAAAGUUUUGAAUGAAAAUAAUGGGAAACUUACAUACGACGUUUUAAAUAAAAUGAAUUAUUUAGAUAUGGUUAUGUCCGAAACUUUACGAAAAUGGCCACAAGCACCUUUUUUGGAUCGAUUGUGUAUCAAACCAUACACGGUUGAAGUGGAGGACGGUAAAGAGAUUACCUUAGAUAAAGGAACAGUUUUGUUUUUCCCAGCAUGGGCUUUGCAUUAUAAUCCUGAAUACUACCCCAAUCCAGAUAAAUUUGAUCCAGAACGUUUUAGUGAUGAGAAUAAAGAUAAAAUUAAUCCAAUGACAUAUUUACCUUUCGGAACUGGUCCAAGAAAUUGCAUUGGGUCAAGGUUUGCUUUGAUGGAAGCAAAAAUGGCAAUAUUUUACAUGGUCAAAUAUUUUGAACUUGUUCCAAAUGAAAAAUCAAUAAUUCCACCAAAAGUCUCAACAAAAAGUGUGUUUACAACUUUAGAAAAUGGAUUCCAUGUUGCGUUAAAAUUAAGAUAA
Molecule: messenger RNA, 3303 nt
Organism: Chrysoperla carnea
Lineage: Eukaryota; Metazoa; Arthropoda; Insecta; Neuroptera; Chrysopidae
Exons: 13
Coding region: 109-3303 (1064 amino acids)
Molecular function (GO): oxidoreductase activity, acting on paired donors, with incorporation or reduction of molecular oxygen; heme binding; iron ion binding
Source: RefSeq, a predicted model, not a curated record